AUGUCAAUCGCUGCUGCCAAUGUCGCCGCUGCAACUAAUGCCUCAGGUGCAUCAAGUAAACUGCCUCCCAAUGAAGUAUUGAUGAGCAAGAAAGGAUGGGAGAUUGCCAAGUCACCAAUUAAGGGUAUAUUUAUGAAUGCCUUCAUCUUGUGGAUGAUUGGUAGUGCGAUCAGUAUCUUCACAAUGCCUCCUGUUAUAUACAUGGUCAUCGGACCUAUCAAGGCUAUUCUACAGACAAACGCAGUGUUUAGCAGAUUCGAAGUGCUCAAGCGUGAAGUAUUGCUAAUGAAGCUCACAUACAUCGCCAUCCAACUCGGUCUGCUCAGUGUAGCACUCUACAAAUGCUCCAGUAUGGGACUGCUACCCAUCACUCAAUCAGAUUGGCUAUCAAGUCUACCUUUGAAGAUAAACUAUGACGCAGUCAGUGGCUCACAGAUAUAG
Acytostelium subglobosum LB1 is the source of this 441-nucleotide messenger RNA. RefSeq lists its product as hypothetical. The record is from RefSeq and is a predicted model, not a curated record. Gene Ontology annotation, biological process: protein folding in endoplasmic reticulum. Gene Ontology annotation, cellular component: EMC complex. Lineage: Eukaryota; Evosea; Eumycetozoa; Acytosteliales; Acytosteliaceae. The coding region runs from base 1 to 441 and encodes 146 amino acids. The transcript is spliced from 3 exons.